AUGUUGCCUGUUCUAUACAGAAAUGGGGUAGUGAAAAAAGCAAAAGAAGAUCAGAGGGAUGAGAAGACUGCAGUUGCAGGAGGGAUGAGAGAGGAAGUGGAGAGGUUGUACAAAGUACGCAUGCCUGAGGACUUAUUUCAGUUUUGGGAAUUUUGCAAGGGACUUAAUGCAGACUGUCCACAAGAUGCCCUAAAAGAAACAAUUGGGCUUCAGCUGGUUGGCCCAUUCGAUAUUCUGUCCAAAAAGCACACAUGCUUAUCUUCCUCUCAGCCCAACUUCCAUCUUCAUUGGGGUCAUUUUUAUGAUCCCCCAGAGUUCCAGACCAUCAUACAGGGCAGCAAAGACACACAGCACCUCAUGGGCUACUUCAGAGAUGCACCUGAUGCUUUACCUGUGUUUAUUGGUGAAAAUGAAGCCAAGAAGGGCUGUACCAUUACACAGAUGGGAGACAACAUCUUUGCUGCAGUUCUUCUGUUAUUGAAGAAGAAAAGGAAGGAGAGAGGACAUCAGAUGGAUGAAGCUGCUUUGGACAGUUUAGAAGAAGAUUUGAAGCAAGAAGCAGAGAGGUUGGGUUUGCCUCUUAAACAAAAGACUAAAGCAAUGAAACAAAGAGAAAGAAAGGUGGUCACUAAGACGUUUCAUGGAGCAGGAAUUGUUGUUCCAGUGGAUAAAAAUUAUGUUGGAUACCGGGAAUUACCAGAAAGUGAUGCUAGUCUGAAGAAGAUUUGCAAAGCGAUUGCAGAGGCCAACGAUGAUGCAGAGAGGAUAAAAGCAUUCACUUCCAUCCAGGAAAUGAUCACCUUUGUUCAAUUUGCCAAUAGUGAAUGUGACUACGGCAUGGGCUAUGAGCUUGGGAUAGACCUGUUCUGUUACGGCUCACAUUAUUUCUGUAAAGUGAUACGUCAGCUGCUGCCAAUGGCAUACAAUCUGUUGAAGAGAAGUCUGUUCGGAGAGAUACUGGAGGCACAUCUCACCGAUCGUUCCCAGCACAACCUUGACCAGCUCGCUGUGCUUAUCGUCCAUUACAGGCAUUCUCCAUCAGUAUUUGCACACUGCAGCAUUGGUGCAUGUGAGCAGCAGGAGUGUCGCAUCUCCCCCUGCGCGCGCGAGACCCGACCCGCGCAGCACCGUCACACCACCGGACACUGUCGACACGAGCCUCAUAUUCCCGUUUACAACCACAACAUGUGUCGGAGAUUUAGCCCCGAUAACUGA
Molecule: messenger RNA, 1215 nt
Organism: Myxocyprinus asiaticus (Chinese sucker)
Lineage: Eukaryota; Metazoa; Chordata; Actinopteri; Cypriniformes; Catostomidae
Product: histone PARylation factor 1-like
Exons: 8
Coding region: 1-1215 (404 amino acids)
Biological process (GO): DNA damage response; regulation of protein ADP-ribosylation
Cellular component (GO): nucleus
Molecular function (GO): histone binding; poly-ADP-D-ribose binding
Source: RefSeq, a predicted model, not a curated record